Messenger RNA from Salvia hispanica, 775 nucleotides. RefSeq names its product squamosa promoter-binding-like protein 4. Gene Ontology annotation, molecular function: DNA binding. Lineage: Eukaryota; Viridiplantae; Streptophyta; Magnoliopsida; Lamiales; Lamiaceae. Gene Ontology annotation, cellular component: nucleus. The record is from RefSeq and is a predicted model, not a curated record.
AAGCAUCUCCACCUUUCCUCUCAAAAUUCCCAUAACCCCACCACCCAAUAUAUCUCCUCAUUUGAUCAAUACUACUACUAUCAAUCACUACUAUAUAUAUAUAUAUGUAUAUUUAUUCAUCAUGAACAUCAUGAAUGAGAGCAAAAUGAUGAAGAGAGACGGUGGCGACUCCGACGAUGAUGAGCUGGCGCCCGACGAGGAGAAGCGGAAGAGGGUCGCCGGCGCCAAGAAAGGCGGCGGCGACGCCUCCAUGAAGAGCUGCCAGGCUGAGAAGUGCUCCGCUAAUCUCGCCACCGCCAAGGUGUACCACCGCCGCCAUAAGGUCUGCGAGCACCACGCCAAGGCGCAGGUCGCCGUCGUCGCCGGAAUCCGCCAGCGCUUCUGCCAGCAAUGCAGCAGGUUCCACGAGCUCUCGGAAUUUGAUGACGCGAAGAGGAGCUGCCGGAGGAGGUUGGCCGGCCACAACGAGAGGAGGAGGAAGAAUCCGGGCGAGGGUUCACAGGCAGAAGGGUCCACUAGCGGCCGGAUCAAGGGCAGCGGAAGCACGACGACGGUGAAGGAGUUGGUGUGUGGGCAAGUGGAUGAUAGGGGAAGGAUUCAAAUGAGUGUCCAAGAAAAUUCAACCUACAAACAUUUCCAUGUCCGAUAAAUUCACCUAGCUCCCUCUCUUCUGUCAAUAAUCUAAUUAUAAGAAUUAUUGAGCUGAUCUCGAGCUUAAUUAUUUUAUAAUCAAUAAACGAGGAUAAUGAAUAAAGUACGGGAUGUGUGUUGCUCA